AUGCCGAAUAUUAUGUGGAAUUCGCCGGAUGACUUGGACUUAGUGCUUGCAUCAAUCCAAGAUGAUCUGCGUAAGCAAGUUGCUGAAAUGCGAAGCCAGGUGGCUAACUUCAAGCCAAGACUCGCGAUCGUACAGGUGGGAGGUCGAGAGGACUCCAACGUCUACAUCAGGAUGAAGCUUAAAGCCGCUGAAAACAUUGGCAUACACGCUGAGCAUAUCAAGCUGCCGAGAGACUGCACAGAGGCUGAGCUCCUAAUAAGACUCACUGAACUGAACGAGUCUCCUGAUGUCCAUGGCAUUAUAGUCCAGAUGCCCCUCGAUUCCAUUCACCCGAUAGACAGCCAUCUUAUUACUGACGCUGUUUCGCAAUACAAGGAUGUUGAUGGAUUAAACACUCAGAACGAAGGUCGAACAGCACUCGGGGACCUGUCUGGUUUUGUGCCAUGUACCCCUGCUGGUUGCAUUGAGCUAAUCAAGAGGACUGGAGUGUCUAUUGCUGGCAAACGUGCGGUGGUUCUGGGUCGUAGCCGUAUUGUGGGAACACCUAUAUCUGAGCUGCUUAAGUGGGAGCAUGCUACUGUCACCAUUUGCCACUCGAAGACGGCGAAUUUGAGCGAAGUGACUAAGACCGCAGACAUCCUGGUCGUUGGUAUCGGAAAGCCAGAAUUGGUUCGCGGAUCAUGGAUCAAGCCAGGGGCCGUAGUCAUCGACUGUGGUAUCAAUCCUAUCCCAGACUCAACAAAAAGCAGCGGUCAACGCUUAGUGGGUGACGUUGCAUACGCAGAAGCAGUCCAGGUCGCGUCUCACAUCACGCCAGUGCCUGGUGGUGUAGGGCCGAUGACCGUGGCCAUGCUCAUGCGCAACACCGUGAUCGCGGCUCAACGCCAUGUCGAUCGACUUAUUGCACCCGUUUGGCCGCUGAAAGUUCUUCGUCUCAAUACCUUAUCUCCUCCACCGAGUGACAUUAUCAUUGCACGUUCGCAAAAGCCGAAAGACAUCAGUCUCUUGGCUGAUGAACUUGGUCUGUUCCCGAGUGAAAUCUCCCAAUAUGGACACACUAAAGCCAAGAUAUCGCUCAAAGUACUCGAUCGUUUGAAGGACCAGCGCGGUGGGAAAUACAUCGUUGUUGCUGGUAUAACACCAACCCCACUUGGUGAAGGGAAGAGUACUACGCUGCUAGGUUUGGUACAAGCGUUGACAGCGCAUCGGGGUCGCAAUACUUUUGCGUGCAUGCGUCAGCCCAGCCAAGGACCGACUUUUGGAGUUAAGGGAGGUGCCGCUGGAGGAGGCUACUCUCAGGUUAUUCCUAUGGAAGACUUCAAUCUUCACUUAACAGGCGAUAUCCACGCAGUCACCGCCGCGAACAAUCUCCUAGCCGCACAAAUGGAUGCCAGAAUAUUCCACGAACUGACCCAAAAGGACGGUCCCUUAUACGACCGUUUGGUACCAAAAAUCAAGGGCGUGAGGAAGUUCUCGCCUAUACAAUUGAGGAGGUUGAAGAAACUUGGCAUUGACAAAACUGAUCCGGAUUCCCUUACUUCCGAGGAGAGGGUGAAAUUCGCGAGAUUAGACAUCGACACUAACAAGAUUAUGUGGAAUAGAGUCGUCGACCUCAACGACAGAUACCUCCGUAAGAUCACAAUCGGACAGUCACCGACUGAAAAAGGAUUUACUCGCGAGACUAGCUUUGACAUAUCCGUCGCGUCCGAAAUAAUGGCUGUGCUGGCUCUUGGAAAAGAUGUGGAGGAUAUUAAGGAGCGACUCGCCAACAUGGUCGUAGCACUCGAUAAACGGGGUAACCCAGUAACUGCUGAUGACCUUGGAGUAACUGGAGCUCUAAUGGUCCUCCUCAAAGACGCAUUCGAGCCAACUCUCAUGCAGACACUUGAAGGCACACCAGUGCUAGUACAUACAGGACCUUUUGCGAAUAUUGCCCACGGUUGCUCGUCCAUACUUGCGGACAAAAUCGCCAUGAAACUUGUCAAGGAGAAUGGAUAUGUGGCAACGGAAGCCGGUUUCGGAUCUGAUAUUGGAAUGGAGAAAUUCUUCGAUAUCAAGUGUAGGGCCGGUGACGAUAAGCCACAUUGCGCUGUGAUCGUAUGCACUGUUCGUGCCUUGAAGAUGCACGGAGGUGGACCCACCGUCAGUCCUGGGCUCCCACUGCACCAGGUCUACGUUGAGGAAAACUUGGACCUCCUCAGCAAAGGAUUGUGUAACUUGGCCAAGCACAUCAGUAACGGAAACAAAUUCAACGUGCCAGUCGUCAUAGCCAUCAACAAACAUGGCAAUGAUACACAAGCCGAACUUAACAUGGUAAAAGAGUUUGCUAUAAAAAAUGGCGCUUACCGCGCUGUUAUUUGCGAUCAUUGGGCGAAAGGUGGCGCUGGUGCAUUGGACUUGGCUGAUGCAGUCAUAGCAGCUUGUGAAUCACCAUCCAACUUCAACUACCUGUACUCACUAGACCUCUCCAUACAGGAGAAGAUACAGAAGAUCGCCUUCGAGAUGUACGGAGCUGGCAAAAUUGAAUACACAGAUGACGUUCUUGAGAAAAUCAAACGUUUUACUGAGAAGGGCUACGACAAGUUCCCAAUAUGCAUGGCAAAAACCUCUAACUCCCUGACCGGAGACCCGAGCAUCAAGGGAGCACCAACUGGCUUUACCCUCCGUAUCAACGACAUUUUCGUCUCCGUGGGCGCUGGCUUCGUAGUACCCAUGGUGGGUGAGAUAUCCAAGAUGCCUGGUCUUCCAACACGUCCAAGUAUCUACGACAUCGACUUGAACACCACCACUGGAGACAUCGAAGGCCUCUUUUGA
Molecule: messenger RNA, 2814 nt
Organism: Leptosia nina
Lineage: Eukaryota; Metazoa; Arthropoda; Insecta; Lepidoptera; Pieridae
Source: the annotation of a GenBank genome assembly